Molecule: messenger RNA, 537 nt
Organism: Drosophila busckii
Lineage: Eukaryota; Metazoa; Arthropoda; Insecta; Diptera; Drosophilidae
Exons: 3
Coding region: 1-486 (161 amino acids)
Source: RefSeq, a predicted model, not a curated record
AUGAACUUCAACAAAUUAACGUUCUUUAUUGCAGCUCUUGUUGCCUUAUUUUACUUGACUGAGGCAAAUAAGAAAGUGAAUGAGGUGCGUGAUGAGAUUGCAGCAACUCCUAGGCUAUGUCCAAGAUCAUGUAAUGAGCACUUCAAGUGUAAUCCAUUUCACGUGGCAAUAGUCUAUAGCAUAGUGAAUGGCAGAUGUCGUCUAUUCAAUAAUCCGUGCAUAUUUAGGAAUAUCAAUUGUAAUCGCAGGAACCAAUGCCUGAGGCCCUAUGAACAAACUACGGAAGAAGAGUGCCGAGCGGCUUGUCACAGUCCCUGUCUAAUGCCUGGCACUGGGGUGUGCGCAACUUUUUACUCUACAAAUAGUGCAGGUGAUAGAGUUGAGGAAAAGAGGAGUUUCCCAAACAGAUGCUCUUUAGAUGCGUACACCUGCCAGAAGGGUGUUGCAUACCCUAAUUAUGAAGUAACUGAAGGAUUAUGUCCUUAAGCAAUAAAUUUGAUUGGACUGCUACAACUGAUAUUCAGUCUGAAGUCAUCA